AUGGAUUUAGAAGGUGGACAAACUAGCAAAAGAGGUGAUGAGAAGCCAAUGGAGGGACUGAGCCGCCAGUUCCACCACUCCCUGAAUCUUAACAAAGUUAUCAUUUGGAUGACUGUGUUAGUCAUUGCAGCUGAUGUAUUUAUCGUUCUAUACCGCUCAGGUUACCCUAAUCCUCCCUCAUUGCCCACUUCUCGAGACUCCAAAGAGUACUCUUUUGCAUCCCAAGUUUUCAGUUCUGGACAAGCAAAAAAUGUUUCCUCCUCUUCAUCUACUAGCUCUGGUGAUCAGUCCUGCGGUGGAAAUCGAUCUUCACCAAAUCCCCAGGUUGACAAAGACAGUGAAAAAACCAAGUUGGAGAGAGUAUUAUGUAAGGCAGCCACGGUCGACAAAACUGUUAUCUUCACAGCAGCAAAUGCAGCAUGGACAACUCCAGGUUCUUUAAUAGAUCUCUUCCUUGAGGGAUUUAGAAUUGGCGACCAGACAAUAUCCCUUCUGAAUCAUUUGGUAAUUGUGGCCAUGGACCAAAAGGCAUACUCUCGUUGCUUGGAGGUGCACCACCAUUGUUAUGCACUUACUACAGAAGGGGUAAACUUUUCCGGUGAGGCCCAUUUCAUGAGCGAACAGUACUUGAAGAUGAUGUGGAGAAGACUUGAUUUUAUGCGAACCAUUCUUGAGCUAGGAUACAACUUCAUUUUCACGGAUUCUGAUAUACUUUGGUUGCGAAAUCCAUUUCCACGAUUUUAUGAGGAUGCAGAUUUCCAAAUUGCUAGUGACGAAUAUAGAUUCAACUCUACCGACCCAAAUAACAAAUCCAACGCAGGUUUCAUAUAUGUAAGGUCAAACAACAAAACUCUCCAGUUUUACAACUUCUGGUACUGGUCAAAAGAGACAUAUCCUGGUAAGAAUGAGCAAGAUGUGUUCAACAGGCUCAAAAAAAAUCCUUUUAUCAGUGAGAUUGGAUUAAAGAUGAGAUUCUUGGACACACAGUACUUUAGUGGAUUUUGUCAGCCAAGUAAGGAUCUGAAUGUAGUUUGCACAAUGCAUGCAAAUUGUUGUUAUGGUAUACGUAACAAAAUCCAUGACCUUCAGAGGGUGAUUGAUGACUGGAGAGACUACAGGGAAUCACCAAGAAACAGUACAAACCCAUACCCUUGGGGUUUUGCGAAAAAGUACUGUGCAUAA
Coffea eugenioides is the source of this 1182-nucleotide messenger RNA. RefSeq lists its product as uncharacterized. The transcript has 3 exons. The record is from RefSeq and is a predicted model, not a curated record. Lineage: Eukaryota; Viridiplantae; Streptophyta; Magnoliopsida; Gentianales; Rubiaceae. Bases 1 to 1182 code for a protein of 393 amino acids.